AUGGGAGGCGAGUGCGUGCCGGAUCAUUGCCGCGAGUGUGGAAGCAAAGACGUGGUGACGGACUUUAGCGCAGGUGAUGUAGUGUGCCGCAACUGCGGUAUGAUUCUUGGUGAGCGAAUUAUAGAUGAUUCCCCCGAAUGGCGAACAUUUGCUAAUGAUGAUCGGGGUGGUGAUCCCGCUGCGAAAUCUAGGGUCGGCGAUAUCGCUGAUGCGCGACUAGACAGUAUUUCGCUGUCCACGUACCUGGUCGACCCCAAAAAGAGCGGCGGGAGCGCUGAUGGCGAUGCAGGAUGCAA
This is a messenger RNA of Plasmopara halstedii, 296 nucleotides long. Its product is annotated as transcription initiation factor tfiib. NCBI's taxonomy places the organism in Eukaryota, Oomycota, Peronosporomycetes, Peronosporales, Peronosporaceae. Gene Ontology annotation, biological process: transcription preinitiation complex assembly; DNA-templated transcription initiation. The record is from RefSeq and is a predicted model, not a curated record. The annotation marks the transcript as partial. The transcript has a single exon. Gene Ontology annotation, cellular component: transcription preinitiation complex; nucleus. Gene Ontology annotation, molecular function: TBP-class protein binding.